GAACCCGGUCCGAGAACCCAAAAAAGCCGGACUGGACCAGGGACGUCGACUCCAUGCCAUCCCUGUGAAAGCUCUGGUCUAAAAAUGAAGAAAGACUGAAACUUGACGGUCUCACCGGAGAAGAUGAUCGUCUGCGUCGCCGUCGUCGGCCAUCAGAACAAUCCUCUGUACAUACAGAGCUUCACUGAAGCAGACGAUGCGCUUAAGCUUCACCACGUAGUCCACUGCUCACUCGAUGUCGUCGACGAGCGAGUGAACAAUCCCAAGAAGUCUGGUCCGAUGCUGAAUGAGACUUAUCUGGGCCUGCUUUAUCCAACUGAAAACUACAAAGUGUAUGGCUAUCUGACUAACACAAAGGUAAAAUUCAUCUUGGUGACAACAGAUCUCGAUGUCAAAGACGCGGAUGUGAGAAAUUUCUUCAGGAGGUUCCAUGCAGCAUAUGUUGAUGCAGUUUCAAAUCCUUUUCACGUGCCGGGAAAAAAGAUAACAUCCAGGACAUUUGCGGAGAGAGUCAGUACGAUUGUCAAGGCUUUUGGGUUGAGUUCGGCUGGGUAAAUUUCUUCUGAUAUGCAGAGUAGACUUUCUGGUAUUCUUAUUGGUAAGUUGUGGAACCAGUCCAGGUGAUUAAUGCGUUCAUUUCAAAUUGUUCUCGGUUUCCAAAUCUUAAGUUAGGGAAAUCCAGUUUUUGCUUGCUGAAGAACAUCUAGAAGGGUGUAAUUGAGUGUACCAGUUUCUGUAACUUUAUCAUUCUCAUGGGAUACAAUUCAAAGAUGUUCAGAUUAUCCCUUUAAAUGAUGAAAAUAUAAAGUUUCCAUCCC
Messenger RNA from Punica granatum (pomegranate), 818 nucleotides. Lineage: Eukaryota; Viridiplantae; Streptophyta; Magnoliopsida; Myrtales; Lythraceae. The record is from RefSeq and is a predicted model, not a curated record.